UCCAGUGUGUGUUUGAGGGGAUCGCUAAACCAGGAACCCGAAUCACUCUAAAUGAGAUCUACACAGAGCUCUGCAUCACAGAGGGAGGGACCGGAGAGGUCAACACUGAACAUGAGGUCAGACAGAUUGAAAUGUUUUCCUGGAAACCAAACGGACCAGAAACAACAAUCAGGUGUGAAGACAUCUUUAAAGCUUCGACUGAAAGAGACAAACCAAUCAGAACAGUCCUGACCAAAGGCGUGGCUGGCAUCGGGAAAACACUCCUGACACAAAAGUUCACUUUGGACUGGGCUGAAGACAAGACCAACCAGGACAUCCAGUUCAUGUUUCCAUUCACAUUCAGAGAGCUGAAUUUACUGAAGGAUAAAAAGUUCAGCUUAGUGGGACUUAUUCAUCACUUCUUCACUGAAAUCAAAGAAGCAGGAAUCUGUAACUUUGAAAAGUUCAAAGUUGUGUUCAUCUUUGAUGGUCUGGAUGAGUGUCGACUUCCUCUGAACUUCCACAUCACUGAGAUCCUCACUGAUGUUACAGAGUCCACAUCAGUGGAUGUGCUGCUGACAAACCUCAUCAGGGGAAAGUUGCUUCCUUCUGCUCACAUCUGGAUAACCACACGACCUGCAGCAGCCAAUCAGAUCCCUGCUGAGUAUAUAGACAUGGUUACAGAGGUCAGAGGGUUCACUGACCCAAAGAAGGAAGAGUACUUCAGGAAGAGACUCAGAGACAAGGAAGAGGCCAACACCAUAAUCUCUCACAUCAAGACAUCACGAAGCCUCCACAUCAUGUGUCACAUCCCAAUCUUCUGCUGGAUCACUGCUACAGUUUUAGAGAGUGUGUUAAAAACCAAACAGGAUGGAGGAAAGCUGCCCAAGACACUGACUGAGAUGUACAUUCACUUCCUGGUGGUUCAGACCAAAGUGAAGAACAUCAAGUAUGAUGGAAGAGCUGAGACAGAUCCUCUCUGGACUCCAGAGAGCAGGAAGAUGAUUGAAGCACUGGGGAAACUGGCUUUUGAGCAGCUGCAGAAAGGAAACCUGAUCUUCUAUGAAUCAGACCUGACAGAGUGUGGGAUUAAUGUCAGAGAAUCCUCAGUGUACUCAGGAGUGUUCACACAGAUUUUUAAAGAGGAGAGAGGGCUGUACCAAGAGACUGUGUUCUGCUUCAUCCAUUUGAGUAUUCAAGAGUUUCUGGCAGCUCUUCAUGUCCAUCUGACAUUCACCAACUCUGGUAUCAACCUGCUGGAAGAAGAAGAAACAGCAUCAGUGCAGACUGACGAGUCUUCAGUAAGACAGUUCUACCAGAGUGCUGUGAACGUGGUUUUGAAGAGUUCAAAUGGACAUCUGGACUUGUUUCUUCGCUUCCUCCUUGGUCUUUCGAUGCCAUCCAAUCAGGAUCUCCUACAAGGCCUGCACACACAAAAAGGAAACAGCUCACAGAUAAAUCAGGAAGCAGUCAAGUACAUUAAAGAAACAAUGAAUGGCACUCUCUCUCCAGAGAAAAGCAUCAAUCUGCUCCACUGUUUGAAUGAAUUGAAUGAUGACUCUAUAGUGAAGGAGGUCCAGCAUCACCUGAGUUUAGGACACCUGUCUAAAGUUAAUCUCUCUCCUGCUCAGUGGUCAGCUCUGGUCAUUAUCUUACUGUCAUCAGAAACAGGUGUGGAUGAGUUUGACUUGAGGAAAUACUCAGCUUCAGAAGAGGCUCUUCUGCAGCUGCUGCCAGUGGUCAAAGCCUGUAAGAAAGCCCAGUUGAGUGGCUGUAACCUCACAGAGAGAAGCUGUGAAGCUCUUUCCUCAAUUUUAAGUUCUCAGUCCUCCACACUGAGAGAGCUGGACAUCAGUAACAACAACCUCCAGGAUUCAGGAGUGAAGCUGCUUUGUGUUGGACUCGGGAGUCCUCACUGUAUGCUGGAAACUCUCAGGUUGUCAGGCUGUCAGAUCACAGGAACAGUCUUCACCUCUCUGGCCACAGCUCUGCGCUCCAAUCCCUCCUAUUUGAAAGAGCUGGACUUGAGCUAUAAUCACCCAGGAGACUCAGAAAUUAGGCUUUUGUCUGCUCUAAAGGAGGAUCCACAUGUGAAACUGGAAAUACUCUGUGUGGAGCCUCAAGGAGUCCAGUGGAUGAAACCAGGUCUAAAGAAAUAUUUCUGUGACCUGACGCUGGAUCCAAACACAGCACACAGAAACCUCAAACUGUCUAAAAACAACAAGGAGGUGACACAUGUGGAAGAAGAUCAGCUGUAUCCUGAUCAUGAUCAUAGGUUUGAUCACUGGCCUCAGCUGCUGUGUACCAACAGUCUGAGUGGUCGCUGUUACUGGGAGGUCGAGUGGAGAGGAGAGGUUAAUGUUGCUGUAACUUAUGGAGGAAUCAGACGGAAAGGAGAAGAGGAUGAAAGCAGGUUUGGAAGGACUUAUCAAUCCUGGAGUCUCUACUGCAGUGAUGACAGGGGUUACUAUGUAGAUCACAAUUACAUAGCAAGAGCCAUCCCUCUUCUCCCCUCAGCUCAUUCUCACAAAGUAGCAGUGUAUGUGGACUGUUCUGCAGGAACUGUGUCUUUUUACAGCGUCUCCUCUGAUAAACUGAUCCACCUGCACACCUUCAACACCACCUUCACUGAACCUGUAUAUGCUGGGUUUAGAGUGACGCCUGACUCUAAUAUCCACCUCUGUGCUGACUCAAAAUAAUGGACUUACUGUGCAGAGAAAUAUUCUCACAUUGGUGUUUCAUACUUUUUUUUAUAUAUCAGGUAUAUAUUAUAGUGUAUUAAUUUGGUUUUCAGUCCAGAGUUGUUGGAUUAGACUGAUUUUCCUCAACAAAAAAAAAAUCUUUUAUCAUCUCAUUGUCUUUGGUGCCUUUUUUAAGAGCAGAUAUCAGUUUCUAUUAAUACAUCAUGGUUUACAUACCCACAGGACUUUUCGUCCUGAGGAAAGAGGAACUUUAUUUUAAAAUCUGUUGCAUUACUAUCAUCUAUCACUAAAUUUGUUGCAUCAAUCCAUCCAUUCAUUUUCUUCCGCUUAUCCGUGGCUGGGUCGCGGGGGCAGCAGCCCAAGCGGAGAAGCCCAGAUCUCCCUCUCCCCAGCCACCUCCUCCAGCUUGUCCGGGGGAACAACAAGGCGUUCCCAGGCCAGCAGAGGGAUAUAAUCGCUCCAGCUUGUCCUGGGUCGGAAAACCUCGCCCAGGAGGCACCCAGAAGGCGCCCAGGAGGCAUCCUUGUCAGAUGCCCGGACCACUUCAACUGGCUCCUUUUGAUGUGGAGGAGCCAGUUGAGGUCUACUAUGGGCCCCUCCCGAAUGGCCGAACUUCUCACCCUAUCUCUAAGGGAGAGGCCAGCCAACCUUCAGAGGAAGCCCAUUUCCACCGCUUGUAUUCGCGAUCUCGUUCUUUCGGUCACU
Oreochromis aureus is the source of this 3386-nucleotide messenger RNA. Its product is annotated as NLR family CARD domain-containing protein 3-like. The record is from RefSeq and is a predicted model, not a curated record. Gene Ontology annotation, molecular function: protein binding. NCBI's taxonomy places the organism in Eukaryota, Metazoa, Chordata, Actinopteri, Cichliformes, Cichlidae. Bases 132 to 2678 code for a protein of 848 amino acids. The transcript is spliced from 5 exons.